AUGUUAUCGAGAGUAGCUAAACGUGCCUUCUCCUCUACAGUUGCCAACCCUUAUAAAGUCACUGUUUUGGGUGCAGGCGGUGGUAUUGGACAACCAUUAUCUUUGCUUUUAAAGCUUAAUCACAAAGUCACGGACUUGAGAUUGUAUGAUUUGAAAGGCGCCAAAGGUGUUGCCACAGAUUUGUCUCAUAUUCCAACGAACUCCGUGGUUAAGGGAUUCACUCCGGAAGAACCAGAUGGAUUGAGCAAUGCUUUAAAGGAUACUGACAUGGUUUUGAUCCCUGCUGGUGUGCCUAGAAAGCCUGGUAUGACGCGUGACGACUUGUUCGCAAUCAACGCCAGCAUUGUUCGCGAUCUUGCAGCAGCAGCUGCCGAAUCCGCUCCUAACGCUGCCAUUCUAGUGAUUUCCAACCCAGUUAACUCUACCGUUCCCAUUGUUGCACAAGUCCUGAAGAGCAAAGGUGUCUACAAUCCAAAGAAGCUAUUUGGUGUGACCACGCUGGACUCUAUUAGAGCCGCCAGGUUCAUCUCCGAAGUGGAACACACCGACCCAACACAGGAAAGAGUUAACGUCAUCGGUGGCCACUCAGGUAUCACCAUCAUCCCAUUAAUUUCUCAAACAAACCAUAAAUUGAUGUCUGAUGACAAAAGACAGGAGUUGAUCCAUAGAAUACAGUUCGGUGGUGACGAAGUCGUCAAAGCCAAGAACGGGGCUGGUUCUGCCACAUUAUCAAUGGCACAUGCUGGUGCUAAGUUCGCCAACGCUGUGUUGUCUGGUUUCAAAGGUGAAAGAGAUAUCAUCGAACCUUCUUUUGUGGACUCUCCAUUAUUCAAGUCCGAAGGCAUUGAAUUUUUUGCCUCUCCAGUUACUUUAGGCCCAGAUGGUAUCGAAAAGAUUCACCCAAUAGGUGAAAUAUCUUCUGAAGAAGAAGAAAUGCUACAAAAAUGCAAGGAAACCUUAAAGAAGAAUAUCGAAAAAGGUGUUAACUUUGUUGCCAGUAAAUAG
Saccharomyces mikatae IFO 1815 is the source of this 1005-nucleotide messenger RNA. RefSeq names its product malate dehydrogenase MDH1 (gene MDH1). The transcript has a single exon. Gene Ontology annotation, biological process: tricarboxylic acid cycle; malate metabolic process. NCBI's taxonomy places the organism in Eukaryota, Fungi, Ascomycota, Saccharomycetes, Saccharomycetales, Saccharomycetaceae. Gene Ontology annotation, molecular function: L-malate dehydrogenase (NAD+) activity. Bases 1 to 1005 code for a protein of 334 amino acids. The record is from RefSeq and is a predicted model, not a curated record. Gene Ontology annotation, cellular component: mitochondrion; cytoplasm.